AUGACACAUUCUACAAACACUAUACACAAGAAGAAGAGCAAUCCUCAGUACAGGCUUGCACUGGAUGUCCAAAAAAUAUACAACAGAACCUGGAACAAGCAACAGAGUGUACCUUCAUUGUUGCAAAACAACAGGCA
This is a messenger RNA of Acaulospora colombiana, 137 nucleotides long. NCBI's taxonomy places the organism in Eukaryota, Fungi, Glomeromycota, Glomeromycetes, Diversisporales, Acaulosporaceae. The record is from the annotation of a GenBank genome assembly.